AUGGCCCUCCUACAAGAAGCCAUUCUGGCCGCGUUGGUUUUGACCGUCACGGCCGUCCUGCUUCCGAAGUUAACAGGUGCUCUUCUCGGUUUCAUCUUUCGGGGAGUGGGCUGGUUGAUCUGGCGACGAACACGGUCUCGCCGUGAAUAUGUGAUCGCGCGGGCGCGAUCCGAAGAAGAAGAAUUACGCGCACCACGACCAAAGGCUUCAACAACUUCGCUAUCGCGGAACGGUGCCGAAGACGAGGACUGGGAGAAGGUGGAUAGCUCAGGCCCGAGCGGGGUACAGACUGCCACAAGCAGUGAGAGCAGUAGUAAUUCUGGGGAGAAUAACAAGAGCUCGGAGGACUGGGAUGGGAUUAUUGGCUUCUUCCACCCCUUUUGCAAUGCUGGUGGAGGUGGCGAACGCGUCCUAUGGGAAGCAGUUCGUGCAACACAAAAGCGCUGGCCGAAGGCAAUCUGCGCUAUCUAUACCGGUGAUCAUGAAGUGAACAAAGCUGCUAUGCUGGAGCGGGUGGAGAACCGGUUCAACAUCCAACUACACGCCCCAACUGUAGUACUCUUGUACUUGACGACCCGCAAGUACGUCGUUAGUAGCUCAUACCCAUACAUGACGCUGCUGGGACAGUCGCUGGGGUCGCUGGCUGUUGCCUAUGAUGCCUUUACACUCCUCGUACCUGAUGUUUUUAUUGAUACCAUGGGCUAUGCCUUCACCCUUGCCAUGUGCAAGUGGCUGUUCCCUACAGUGCCGGUUGGUGCCUAUGUUCAUUAUCCAACGAUAUCAACCGACAUGCUUGCUUCUCUUGACGACAAGAGCGGAGUCCAGGGCAUUAAUUCCGGCGCAGGUAAAGGGUGGAAAGGCAUGAUCAAGCGCCACUACUGGGAACUAUUUGCCAAGCUCUACGGCUGGGUCGGCCGGCAAGUGGACGUGGUGAUGUGCAACUCAUCUUGGACAGCAGCGCACAUCCGCACGCUUUGGGGCACCAGCAAGAAAAGCAGUCCCAGCACCGGUGACGGCACCGCUUCAUCGCCCGCAGUAGUGUUCCCCCCAACAGCAGUUUCCGAACUGGAAUCAACAAUCGCUGUGGACGCCGAGAGCGAGAAGGCCCGCGAACCCGUCCUACUGUACAUUGCGCAGUUCCGACCCGAGAAGAACCACCCUCUAGUCCUGCGGUCCUUCGCCCGCUUCCUCCAAGAACGAGCUGCCAACCCAGCCUACGAAGGGCAACCCCAACCACGCCUCGUGCUCAUCGGAUCCGUCCGCCACUCCAGCCCCGAUGAAACCCACAUCUACAACCUGCGCCUCCUGGCCCACGAACUCCGCAUCCGCGACCAAACCACGUUCGUGUGCGACGCCAGUUGGCCCGCCAUGCUGUCCCACCUCGGUACUGCCUCCGUAGGCGUUAAUGCUAUGUGGAACGAGCACUUUGGCAUCUGCGUCGUCGAGUACCAGGCCGCUGGUCUCAUCUGUGUAACGCACGACUCAGGCGGUCCGCGCGAAGACAUUGUCGUUGACCUUGGGGAUGGAGCAACAGGUUUCCGCGCUGAGACUGAAGAGCAAUUUGCUGCUUCUUUUGAGGCCGCGCUUGCUUUGCCGGAAGCGGAGAAGGUCGCAAUGCGGCAGAGGGCGCGUCGCUCGGCGCUGCGCUUUACUGAGGAGGAGUUUUCGCGCAAGUGGCUUGAUCAGGUGCAGAAGCUUGUUGCAGCGGCGAAAUAG
This is a messenger RNA of Penicillium soppii, 1716 nucleotides long. RefSeq names its product alpha-1,2-mannosyltransferase ALG11. Gene Ontology annotation, cellular component: endoplasmic reticulum membrane. Gene Ontology annotation, biological process: protein N-linked glycosylation. NCBI's taxonomy places the organism in Eukaryota, Fungi, Ascomycota, Eurotiomycetes, Eurotiales, Aspergillaceae. The record is from RefSeq and is a predicted model, not a curated record. The transcript has 2 exons. Gene Ontology annotation, molecular function: GDP-Man:Man(3)GlcNAc(2)-PP-Dol alpha-1,2-mannosyltransferase activity. Bases 1 to 1716 code for a protein of 571 amino acids.